UCCAGUCCACAGAUGUGAAUGACUUUGCUUCCUUUUAAAUUAUAGUGCCUUCUUUGCAUUUGCAUUUGUUGCCUUUUGCAGUGCCUGGAAUUUUCCAAAUAACAGUGCUGGCUCCAGAUACUUAGGUAAAUAAAUGAAGGAAACUCCAGGUAGCAGUGUUUACCAAAGCCCUACAUGAGACAAUCUGUAUAGAGAAGGAGAGGGUGUGCUGUGUGUGCUUUGUGAGCUAUCAUUAGAAAUAUGGUUAGAUUCUAGACCAAGAGUGCCUCGGUCUGCACUUAUUUACUGAACUUCAGGUGAGUUAUUUAGCCCUCCUUUGGGCUUCUGUUUCUUCAUUUGUAUAAUGGGAAUCAUAAUUAUAUCAACCUCAUAGGAUUUGGGGGAGAUCACAUGAGUUAAUGAUGCAUGAAAACAUCUUAGAGACGUCCCUACACAGCAGGUGUGUAAGUGUUGGCUUUAGACCUAGUUUUCAGCUAAAGUGCUAACCUAAAAGAAAUAUUAAAGUACAGUUUUUCAGAUUUCCAACCUCUGUAGUUAGAAAGGAACCCUUAGCUCAAAGAAGGCAGAAUAGAACUCUGUUCCCUUAAUGUGCCUCGGUAUCAUUUCUUAUUAAAUGCAGAUUUUUAUGUAAUUGAUCUGAAGCUUUGAAAUUUUACAUUGCUAACAAACUCCCAAGUGAUGCCGAUACUGUGCUCCCCAUCUACGCAUGGACAGGCAAGGGAAUAAAGGGUGGUUGAGCAAAGGAACACACAAGUUCACCGGGCUUGCCAUUCACCACAGUACAGAUGGAUCUAAAGAAGUUGCUGAGCUUGUUUUUCCCCCAGAAAUGUGUAUUUGAAGUCUUGGUAAGGUAUAAGAAGCCAACAGGCCAAGUGAUUGGCUCUAGGUCCUGCCACUAAUUGUACCAAAGCAAACCAGAGCCCAGAUCACCUAACUCCAAGGCCAGUUCUUUCACACGGGAAGAGAGCGUGUCAUGGCACAGUGUCUGGCAAACGUGCUGCUCUCUGUAGACUGUGUGGCUCAAAACUCCCUCUCACCCACUUCCUUUCGCUUCCCUUAAGCCACGUGCAGCAGUGCCCUGCAGGUGCCUGGAGCUUAGGUAAGCUCUGCCCUCAUUUAGUCUCAUCUCCUUCUGAACAGCAGCCACCCCAGUCACUCGGGAGUAAUGUGCACAUGGCCGGUGCCUGCUGCCCGUGGCACGGGCUGCGCUCAGAUCCUUACUGCUAAAUGCCUGGUUUUCAGCUGGGAGCAGUUUUGCCCAGAACAAAAUACUGUAUCAUCUGCUCCAAGAUGUCAGUCAGUGCCAAAAUGGGGGCCCCUGCUCAAAGUAUAUGAGUGUUGCAGUGCUGAGUUGUCAAGAGUGAUCAAUAGCUGUUCCAAAAGAGAGGCUAUUGAAGACUCACGAAACAACCCUGCCGAGCCUGUGGCAGAUGAUUACAAGAAGAUGGGAACGCUCUUUGGUGAACUGAACAAAAGCCUCCUCGGCAUGGGCUUCACAAGGAUGUACUUCGGAGAGCGGAUUGUGGAACCAGUCAUAGUCAUUUUCUUCUGGCUCAUGCUGUGGUUCCUCGGCCUGCAAGCCCUGGGGCUGGUUGCUGUUCUGUGCCUUGUGAUUAUUUAUGUGCAGCAGUAAGACGUGGCCACCUGAGUUGUUGGGCGUUCAUUAACCAACCAUGUGUGUGAUGCAUGCAGCUUUGCAUUGUGGCUGUUUGAAGGACAGGAAAGUUUCACUUGUUUCAGAUUGUGUGCAGCUGUUUUGUAAUUAAAUUUCUAAGUGAUUGUUGUUUAAAACUAAACUAACUCUUAGUUAUGACAAAUUUGGAUAUAUAUUUUGAAUAUACACUAGCUUAUUCAAAAUUCUUGUUUCCCUCCUGUGAUCCGUGCCCGCCCCACACACCUCUGUUACAUACCACUUCUUCAUUAGCACUGCCAGACAGUGAGCAGGGAAAAUAAUCUAUGAAGUUCAAAUCAGGCAAUACAGUUUUUAUAAAGUGUUCCAAGCAAACAUUUUAGAAGAAAAAGGAGGAAAUGAGCUCAAAAGUUUUAAUUGGAAAGCUGCACAACUCCCAACUUCAUCAAGUGAUCCUGCAUUAUUUCAGGAAUGUUUGUAUUGGGAUUGUCCCUGCUCAGCCCAAACCAAGACAAACGAGAGUUUUCAUACACUGCCUUACUUAGUGGCAAAGAUGAACAAAGCUAGCACAUUUGCUACAGAUUGAAAAGACUAUGCUUAUUACUGCUGGACAAAGUUCUCAGGUUACUUUUUGUUAAUAGUGUAAUACCUGGGCCUGGAGUUUCUUCAGUUUAUUAUUUGAUGUUUUAUACGAUUUUGGUGCUAAUUACUUUUUGUGAGUUUUUUAAGUCUCAAAAGCCAAGUCCAUCUUUGGCUGCACCCUAUGGUAGGUAAUACAUGGUGUGUUGUAUCCAACAAGUUGCACAUUUUUCCUAGAGAGACAUUUUCAGUGUAUUUUUUUUCAAAAUUUUAUAAUUUUAUAGUUUUUUUAUAACAGUUGUUCUAAGAUUUAAAACAAUAUGUUUACUAUCUUAACAUGGAUUUUUCUCUCUCCCCCCAAAAAAAUUGAUCUGUAAUUUACAGUUAUUCUAAGAAAAACUUCAGAUCAUUUUUCUUUGAUAUCUGUAUUGGAAAGGACAGUACUAUACCAUAAAAUCAGAUCCCUAAAUUUGAAACUUAACAGCCAAUUGCAAUAUUCUUCCAAAGCUAAAGCCGAAUCACCAAGCAGUUGGCUAGCCAUGUUAUAAAUGUGUAUUAACUUAGCAGUGUGAGAUUUUAUAUUAAAAUAAGCAUUUCUUUAAAUACAUUUUGAAAAUGAAAUUUGGCUUUAGUGGUAUUUUUGGUUUUGCUAGAGAACCUAGAAUCUUUACACUUUGGAGAAUAAUGGAGUGGUAGUCAAGAUAAUUAUCUAGAAAUGUAAGGUAAGUAGGCGGUGGGCAUUUUGAUCUUUGGUGUUGCAGUAACUAAGCGUGUAGAGUGUUUGCUAUUCUGUUAUGUGAGGUUUCUAUCCAGACCAGUUUUGAAAAUGUCUUCUGUGGGUUCUUAGUGUCUUUCAUUCUGAAGAAGAAAAUGAUAAAAAAGAAAACAUUUCACUUGGAUUUCUAAAAUCAGAUAACCCUAAACAAAAAUACCAGUCAGGGGCAGCAGAAAGCAUUUUACAUUUGUAUGAAUAUAGGCCUUUUAAAAUUUGACUUCUAGGACCGGAGACUUAGCUCACUGGUUCUGGUGCCUGCCUCACAAGCACAAGGUCCUGAGUUGGAUCUCUGGUAUCAAAUAAAUAAAUAAAUUAAAUUAAAUUAAAUUUGACUUCUAAAAACAAAAGACUUUGUACAAUAGUGUUGUGUUUUUAUUUGGUUUGCAAUAUUUUUAAAACAACCUUUAUGAGCUCAGUGUAAGUGCAAGUUGUUUGGAAAUGUGUUUCCAUUUGUAUACAGUAGAAUUGCAAGGUUUUCAAUAGAAGUGAGAUUUUUGGAUAUCUGCAUAAAAUAUUAAUAAGUGUAUUCUUUUCUAAUGCUACCUGGAAUUUUAAUUUCCCUUGGGAAUGCAAAAAAAAAGAUACAGUAUACAUAAUAAUAGCUCUGGUUCCAGCAGUGCCUAUUGUUGAAAAUAUUUUACAAGUGAGUCCCAAUAUUAUUAUUUAGUGUGCUGUCAGGACUGUACAUCUGCACAUUGGUGUUAAUAGGGUAUUAUAAAUUGUACAGAGAAAUGAGGAAUGUGUUGCUGCUCUCCUUUCUACAUGUGUUGCUGGUUCGUGCAGUAUGCCAUCAAAUCUUUUGGUGUGAUAUAGGAGAAAAUUAUGUUUACUUGAGGAAGAUAAAAUAUUUUCUUUAAUGAAAUAGAUUAGACUGUAGAUUGUACUUUUGUCUUGAAAUGAAACUUAAUUUAUUUGGUUCAUGGUAUAAGAAAUUAGACUGAAAAUUAUUCUCAGUUAUUUCAGUCUCAAAUUUAAGCCAAUCAGAGAAACUUAAACUGCUUAUGAACAAGAAAUAAAAGUUAGAAUGCUCGGGUUAUUAGAUUAUUAAUGUAUACAUCCCCCUAGUGUUCUCUCAGUUCCGGAUCUGGAAGAGGUCCAGAUCUGCAAAUAAACUGACCGUGCACGAGAAAACCAACUUUUGCUACCGGACAAACCCAGUGUCCUCUCGGGCUGGCUGCUGCAUCUGAGGUGUUUCCCACACUGGCGGUCACUCAGCUCGAGCUCAGUCCCCCCGGGCACUGGCAGCCUGUCCUCGGCCAACUGUGUACACGUUUCCUUCCUUCAGUGGCAUGAAGUUGGUAGCUUAAAUUGGCUGUGGUGGGAGUAGUUACGCCACAAAAAACUGGCAAACCCUACAAGUCGGGCUGUUUUUUCCUGGAGAGAUGCUUGUUAAAGACACAUCACACCACUGGUGUGACGGAGUGAGGUGGGAGCCACUGUCCGCCUCUGCUCCUGUGCAUAGGGAAGAAAAGGAAGAGACACCGCAGGAAAGGAAAGCACGUAAGGUAAACCCCACAGACCACCCCUCGCUCUCUGGGUCCUUCCCCACCUGGGGGUUAAUGGGCCACGACUCCUGAAACGUCGAACCACGGUUAGGCACAGAAAACUUCUCAGGCUGUCACUGAGUCAUGGUGCAUAAAAGAGUGUCUGGGGUCCAAGCAAGGAGGAACUGACAGGAAAGAACCAGACCACAGAGCAUAGCGUGAGUGAGCUCUGCUGUAUGUAAGAAGCUUGAAUGGGCAAAGCCAGGCAUUAAGCAGUCAAGGGAUGCUUGUAGAUUACAUUUUAAAUUAUUUUACAAAUGUUUAUUGAUUUCAGGUUAGUUAAAAUGUUUUUGGUACCAAUGUAUGGCUUCACAAGGUGAAGGAAGAAAACGAAUCAAGUAAGACUUUCAUAUGUGUUAGGACCUUUAGUGCUAACUUGCUAAGAAUGUAAGCUAGUGCAGAAAUUCAUCUUCAGGGUUAGUGGUGGACCUAGGGUCUUCUUAACCCCAUAUUUCUCUGUCCAACACUUAACAGCUGGCUGCUUGGGAUCCAGUGCACAGCCUGCCCUUUCAGCACGGUGUUGCCCGUCUCUUGACUUCAGUGACUCUUCCCUCUCCGGGGAAGAGGCAGCUCCCCUGUCUGCCUCUCUGGCUCAAAGCACCGUACAAUCAAAGACCUCUCUCUUCAGUGGCUGGGCCAGUGUUCGCGCUUGAUUACCCUGUAGUGCCUCAAGUUCAACAUCUCCAAGAGAAGAGCUCAGCACCCUCCUGCCAACUCUUUUCUUUCUGUGUUGCCCUUCUCAACUCGGGACGCAGUCUCUGAAUUGCUCAAGUAGGAAUGGAAGGUUGCAUAUUUAACUCCUGUCUCUCCUACACUGCCCACAAAUGCCCAAUUGUAUAGCACCAAGUCCUGUCCAUUUUGUUUCUGCCUCUCCUCAUCCCCAGCAUCAGCUCACCUGGGAUGUUACCUCAGAACCCUGGAUGUCCUUGCCUUCAUUCCCACUAUGUAACUACAGUAACAUUUCUAAAACAUGACCCUGACCAUGACCUCUUCUAAGUGGCUUUUGCUGCCAUUAUGAUAAAGCACUUGCUCCAUAACAUUUUUACAAGGCUCUUCAAGAACUGGUUGGACCAGGGUUUUAGCUCAGUGGUUCUGCCGCCUGCCUCACAAGUGCAAGGUUCUGAGUUCAAUCCCCGGUACCAAAAAAAAAAAAAGAACUGGUUCUUUCAUACUGAGUACUUUUAUAUUGCAAAGAAAUGUUUUAGUUUUUUGAAAGAAACAUGCUUUCCUCCUUUCAGAAUGUUGUAUAUGUUGUACUUUCUUUAAGUCUUCCCCACCAGACUGGCCAACACCAACUUAGAGAUCAUGUCCUCCAGGAAAACUUCUGACUCCUUUAAAUCCAGCUUUGGACCUCAUUAUGUGCUUGGUUGUCCAUUGUGUGGAGUCCUGUGCUUUCCCUAUCAGUGUGUCUCACACUGUACUGUAGUAACUCAUUUGUCAGCUCCUGUAUUAGACGGUGGACUUCACAAGACCAGGGGACAUGUCUGUCCGGUCCAGAAUUGCGAUCCUAGUGCCUGACACAACACUGGCACAUAAGGGAUGCUCAAAACAGUUUUCAGGUGAGUGAAUCAACUUCCUUUACUCAUGGUCUCUCUGUGGUCCAUCAACCAAGAAGAUCUAGACUUGGUUGUACUUUAGAGCCCUUGGAUUCCAAAAGUAUUGUGCAUAAAGAGAGUGGUUUGAAGUAUACAUUACCAUUUGUAAGGUUCGUUCACUUUUAAUGGAAGGAUUUGCUGCUUGCAUCCAUAUGCCAUAUUACUACUACACACUUGCAAUUGUAGGAGAAAAUGUGUCUGUGUCCUGCUUGGUUGACUCACUAUUGCUCCAAAAAGGAUACUUUAUAUAUGGUCACUGAUGCUACUAAAAUUUCAUUUUUUGCAGUAUUUUUCAAUAGAUCUUUCUCUACUAAAUUUUAAUUUUUUAAAAAUCUCUGCCACGGAAUUCUUACACGUCUAAGCUUGAUAUUUUAGGCUGCAGAAUAAAUUCACUUCCCAAUAACCCAGAUUGCACAUACUAAGUACCAUGUAUAUAAAGUACUUUGCUACUCUUUCUAAUAAAUGAUGUCUUUUCCACCUCUGAGUGCCUCUGACUCUGGCAGUAUGUCCUGCUAGCCAGUUCAGGGCUGCCAUGUCAAGUUUGGAAAUUGCCAGAGCAACAGCACUGAGGCCUGAGGUCGCACAAUGUCUGUCUGUCUGUCUUUCUCCACUCCAUGUGGGAGUAGGAAGCCAGGCCCAAUGUGUCUGGCCUGUGAGCCAAAGCGAAGUGGGGAGGCCAGCAUCUGCCUGCAAGCUGCACAUCUUCUGUUAUCUCGAUUGUUACCUAGGUUGGAGCUGCUGCCUGACCUCAGAAGAAGCUCGAGAGGGUCCCGCAGUGUUCAUUCAGACACUCAAUUUCAACAGUAAAGUCCUAUCAUUUAACCUUUCAUCACCUCAGUUAGAAAUUUCUUUGCCAGUUUUCCAAAGCACCAUAAAAUAUGGUAACUUUUAUCAGCAGGCUGUGGAUAUUUUCUUUGAUCCAUUUUUGUUUGAUAUAUUUUUGUUUAGUACAUUUUGGUGGAAGAUUCCCAAUGGAAGAAAAGUCUACAUAUCAUGUGCUUGUUAAUCCCACAGUUGUUUUAUAACAAAGCUGUGCAGUAAGUUUUUUCUGGGAGAGGAGGGAUGUAAAGGCCUGAGUCUGAGGUCUUCCCAUCACGCAGUGGCCUUCUGUGAUCUGCCAUGCUUGUGCUUAGUAUGUUUUCCUGCUUUUAGGUGUGCAGUAUUAAAAUAGCCAUGUUUUUAUUGUUUAACGUAUUUUCUGGUUUUGUUUUUUGGUUUUUGUUUAGUGCGGUACUGGGGAUUGAACACAGGACCUUGCACUUUCAGGACAGGGGCAGUGCCACUGAGCUGCACCCCGGCCCACAUAUUUUCUGAUUUUAAAGGCACAAGAUUGUAUGUUUAGAUACCACAUAUCAGCAAAGGCUGAUGAACAAUUACAAA
Heterocephalus glaber (naked mole-rat) is the source of this 7503-nucleotide messenger RNA. NCBI's taxonomy places the organism in Eukaryota, Metazoa, Chordata, Mammalia, Rodentia, Bathyergidae. The record is from RefSeq and is a predicted model, not a curated record.